Schizophyllum commune H4-8 is the source of this 1607-nucleotide messenger RNA. RefSeq lists its product as uncharacterized. The coding region runs from base 52 to 1428 and encodes 458 amino acids. NCBI's taxonomy places the organism in Eukaryota, Fungi, Basidiomycota, Agaricomycetes, Agaricales, Schizophyllaceae. The transcript is spliced from 2 exons. The record is from RefSeq and is a predicted model, not a curated record. Gene Ontology annotation, molecular function: protein binding.
UGUUCCUAUCCAGAUCUUCCCCUUCGCGAGACAGAGCAUUGGAGAGACAGUAUGUCCCACCGAAGUGAUCUCGAGUCCGCCAGAACAACUCUCGAGCGCGCGGCGUCUGUUGCGAACCUCGCGACGCUGCGAGCUAACGAGCCUCUGACUGGUAUCCAGAUUGCGGGGAUCAAAGAUCUUACCUCGCAGCUGGAGUCUGAGCUCGCCAAACUUCAUCGAUACGACACGACUACCGACAGGAUUCGCAAGAAAAUCCUGGAACAGCUGGCCAUUCACCGGUGCCUUGUGUCUCCUAUCCGUCGGCUGCCUGAAGAAAUCAUGGCGCACAUCUUCUCCCUCGCUGUGGACGAGCCUGAGGAGCCCGAGCGCAGUCUACCGACUGCGAUCGCGGUCUCGCGCGUCUGCUUUAAUUGGCGGAGGGUUGCGCGCGACCACGCAUCGUUGUGGACGACGGUGGUCGUGGAAGACGAACUAGCCGAGUUCAAGAAAUACGAAGAGCUGUACCUCCCUCUAACGAAGGAGCUGCCGCUCGAGGUGAGCUGCGAGCAGGCCAAGAUCCUGUGGGAUCUGUGGGACUGCAUUGCACCGUACGCUUCUCGCUUGCGCUCCAUCGUCGCCGUGGGCUUCCUCAAGGUGAUGCCCGAUCUCAAGGUGCUCUACACGGAGAACCUCGAGCGGCUGGCCGUCUACGCAUUACAGGCGCCCGACUUUAAGGACCUCAGCACACUCGACCUCGUCGCGUCCCCGCGGCUUCGGGAGAUCACUGUCUCGCUGGAAACGCUGGAGAGCGAUCGGCAGCUGCACGUGCCCAUCGCGCGCGCGCUCACGACACUGAAGAUUGUGGUGGAAAAUCCCUUCCCCGUCACGCAUGUGCUGCCUUUCCUGCGGUCCUGCGCAGACACGCUGCAGUCGCUCACUAUCGAUAUCGAGGAGCCACCGGAAGGCCUCGAUGACUCAGACCCUACGCGCGCGGACGGCGGUGAUGUGCUCGUCAUGGGGGCGCUCACCUUCAUCGAACUCUUCGGCUUUGCUUGCGCGCUGCUCAAUCACAUCACCGCCCCCCGCGUCGACAAUCUCAAGCUCAAGGCUGUGCCGACGUAUGGAUCGCGCACCCUGCUUGGGUUUUUGAAGCGUGGUGGGGCUGCGCAAUCCUUGGGCCAAUUGCGGGUGUCCAAGCCGAAGGAACGAAACCAGUCAGCCUGGAUACCCUGCCUUCAACUCAUGGACAAUCUCUGGAAACUGGAUUUCGAUGAGCUGCUGUCACACAGGAGCUUCAUCGACCUACUGGUCCACUAUCAGGGAUGGCGUCUAUUGUUGCCUUCACUGGAGUGUAUCGACGUUCAUCGCGUAUUCAGAAAACGUCCUGAUUUGCAACAUGAUAUUGAUGUGAUGCGCCAUUCUAGGCAAACGUGGAUUGAGCUACUGUAAAGCAGGGUUUAUGGUUUUCUUGUUUGUAUAUGGGACUGGAGAUGUAAUAGUUUAGUCAGGAAAUGAAUGACCGCUACAUCACAAUUUGUGAACCGGUGCAUUUACAGGAUCGCUGUGGGUGCAUGGCGCAGAAAAGUAGUGUUACACAGAUCUUCUAUCUAUGAAUGCUCUCUCGCCGG